UCCAUGGCGCAUAACGAGAAUACUCCAUUCCAGUUGACUGAGGGCCCUUCUCAUUCAAGGCGUCGUCUGUAUUCUGAUUCUGCAAGAAACCCAUCAAUGAGGGGCAUUCAAUUUAAUCCCUUAAUGGUAAACCCGAGUUCGAGCCGUUCAGCUCUUGUUCCUCCGGUUCCGUUGUCUCAAGGGGAGCGGCAUCAACCUAUCCUUCCUACCGGUGUUACUUCCCAGCAUUCAUUAAGUCAUUUAGAGCCUUGGCGUGCUUCGUCUAGCAAUCCUUCAUCUAAGCGGGAUUUUUCUUCCGCGUUUGAUGGCCUUGAUUUUAGUUCUAUCUUUAGACAAUCGGUGGCAAAGGCCGUAGAUGCACAAACUGGAUGGUUCCCCGAUAUCCAAUCACCAGAAGACUUCGAGUAUCAGUGCGGAGUGUUUUCUCUUGGUGCCAAGUGGGCUUAUGAUGCAGUGGUUGAUAACAAUAUUCGUGCUACGGAAGCAGAGGAUCAGGUAUCUGUUCUGCGCUCCCAGUUAGCUGCAAUCUUAGCAUCUUUAGGGGAGGACCGCAGGAAAGCAGAGCAGCAAGGCUCCCAGUUGGGUACAAUCUUAGCAUCUUUAGAGGACGACCGCAGAAAAGCAGACCAACAAAGUCGUGCUUUCUUCUCCCGAAUAGGCUCAAUCCAAGUGUUUUUAGAGAAAGAAAUGCGAUUGAGGGAGCAAGCUUAUCAGGGGCAACAAGCUGUUUCGGAGAGGGUCAAAGAAUUAGAGGGGAAAAUGGCUGCUGUUAUGCAAGGGCUGGAGCAAAAGCGAGCUGGCAUGGACCAUAUGGUGAAUGUUAAUACGAGCUUGCAACCCGAUAUUGCGGGAGGUUUUGAACAUCCGCUUGGGGAAUAAAGUACAAGUAUGGAAGCUUCAA
Papaver somniferum (opium poppy) is the source of this 901-nucleotide messenger RNA. RefSeq lists its product as uncharacterized. The transcript is spliced from 4 exons. Lineage: Eukaryota; Viridiplantae; Streptophyta; Magnoliopsida; Ranunculales; Papaveraceae. The coding region runs from base 4 to 879 and encodes 291 amino acids. The record is from RefSeq and is a predicted model, not a curated record.